This is a messenger RNA of Erigeron canadensis, 805 nucleotides long. RefSeq names its product transcription initiation factor TFIID subunit 9-like. Gene Ontology annotation, cellular component: transcription factor TFIID complex; SAGA complex. Gene Ontology annotation, molecular function: transcription coactivator activity; protein heterodimerization activity; RNA polymerase II general transcription initiation factor activity. Bases 121 to 654 code for a protein of 177 amino acids. The record is from RefSeq and is a predicted model, not a curated record. NCBI's taxonomy places the organism in Eukaryota, Viridiplantae, Streptophyta, Magnoliopsida, Asterales, Asteraceae. The transcript has 3 exons. Gene Ontology annotation, biological process: RNA polymerase II preinitiation complex assembly; DNA-templated transcription initiation.
UAGACCCAAUAUACAAAGAAACUCUCGUAGUCAUAAAAAUCUCUAAACUUGUGUGCGCAGAAGCUAAUUUCUUCCACUUUCUUCAUCACAAGAUCUUCAUUCCGAUAUCAGAUUUGAGGAAUGGCUGAUGGAGAGGAGGAUUUGCCAAGGGACGCAAAAAUUAUUAAAACAUUGCUCAAAUCAAUGGGAGUUGACCACUAUGAACCACGUGUUGUUCACCAGUUUCUAGAACUUUGGUAUCGAUAUGUGGUGGAUGUGCUUACAGAUGCACAGGUAUACUCUGAACAUGCUGGAAAGUCGACUAUCGAUUCUGAUGAUGUCAAACUAGCUAUUCAGUCAAAAGUCAAUUUCAGCUUCUCCCAACCCCCUCCACGAGAGGUCCUACUAGAAUUAGCAAGGAUCAGGAACAAAAUUCCAUUGCCAAAGUCGAUAAAUACACCAGGGAUGGCGUUGCCUCCAGAGGCAGACACCUUGAUUAGUCCAAAUUACCAGCUUGUGAUCUCAAAGAAGCGAACAAGUGAAGCUAUUGAAGAAACUGAGGAAGAGGAAGAUGGUAGUGAUUCUAGGACUGAUCCAUCACAAGAACAGAGUGACAUCACUCAAAAUAUCGGUCAACGAGUUUCCUUUCCUCUUGGCCCAAAACGCUCUAGGUGAACCAUGUGUUAAGUUUGAUACAAAUUCAUUUAAUAACUUGGAAAUUCACGUAGUGUUGAUCUUUAAUCUCUUUUGAUUGCUUCCGAGCUACCUAAAGUGAAUAUGUUGGUAGAUGUUUUAUAUGAAGGUAGGAAAAACUGAAACUUUGCAA